UGCCCAGCCAAGCUCGGCUUUUUGCGCUUGGUGCGCCCUACACGCGCUGCCCGGGAGGUCACCAGCGGUCCGCCCGGCAUCCGCCCGGGCCCUCUGCAGCGCGGGCAGCAAUCGUCUCGUCGGACGGUAGCCAGACACCUGGGAGCUAGCUCCAAGUUCCCGAGACGCUCCAGCGCCACAGGAAGCAAAGACAAAAACAAAGAUGGCCCCCACGCGCCCGCCCGGCGCGCGCAUCACCCCGCUCAAAGUCGACAGCGACAGUGAUGCCGACGAUGAAAGGGAGGCCGACGCCAAAGCACAUGAAAGUUUCAGCGCCGAGCGCAAGGCCAUGUCCGUGAAAAUAAAAAAUGUGUUUGGGAAGCAGAUCAUGGGCGGCGUGUUUGCGAAGAGUCCUUCUUCGUAUGAGGGCGUUCUGUACAAGUCGCGCGUGACGGCCAUCAAGCCUGAAGAGGUCGAGGACCACUGGGACACGGGCUCGGACCACUCCGGUGAUGUGCUGGAGCGGCCGUCGCACCUGGGAGAGAUGGAUGAUGAAAGACCACCAUCAACAGCAGGUGGUCUACCGGCCGACAUGGCUGAUGAUGUGUCGUCCGCCGACGAAUCGGAGCCGGAGGACAUGACGCAGCGCCAACAGUUGGCUGUGACGUUGCGGAACUACUGCAAGAAGGAAAACAACGUCAAGCAUUUAUUGGAUGAAGGGGCGGUUGUGGCCUUAUGUGGUCUUGCUGGGUUAGAUGAUGACCGCAUCCGAUGCGCUGUUGCUGUUGCAUUAUCAAACUUGACGAAACGGGGCGACUAUAUCGAUGCCUUGCUCAAGGCGGGCGUCAUGGUCGCCGUGUUGCAACUCGCGACGGGCCUACCGGCCGCGACGGCGCGAAGACAAGCUAUCUUGAAGAGAAGAUGGGAAUACGGCAUCGCGGACCCGGCGCCCGGUUCGGAAGAACGACGCAGAGAAACGGCGGGUCUACGCGUAGCCUUGCACUGCGCGCGCACGCUCGCGAACAUGUCGUUCUGCCGAGGAGGGGAAGAGGCCAUGGUCGCGGACGGCGUCGUGCCGGCCUGUCGCUUGACGUUGGCCCACGGCCCCAAAAGCGCCGCGAAUGCGUGUGUCCAAGCCUUGUACAAUUUGACGACCGUCGACGAGCCUUACGACGGCCUCGACACGGUCGUAAAAGCGGCCUGCGCUUUGCCCGUGACCGAAUUUAUGGACGCGCGAAGAGUAGCAGCGGCCUGCUGCUGCAACGCUUCCGUGUUCUUCACGAUGCGGGCUCGACUCAUAGAAGCUGGGGCAUUAGUAACACUCAAAGCGGUCGCAGAUGAUGAUAGCCCGGACAACUGGCCCUUCAAGGCUUUUAGGGUGGCCGACGCCGUGGCGAACGCCAUGCACAACCUGGCCGCGGCGCGGUCGUGUCGGAGCGACCUUGUUUCAAGGGGUACGGUGCCUAUAUUAUGCAUGCUGGCGGACUACUGCGAUCCGCAACGUUUAACAGCAGUGGCGCAGACCCUGGCCAAACUCUCAAGAGAUGUUGGUUCUAGAGAUCGCAUCCUGCGGGAUGGCGGUCUCGAGUGCGCGAGAGACAUCGCGAUGCGGGGCCGAGGCCUCGCGUCGGCGACACGACCGUUAGCGGAGGCUCUACUUAAUCUGUCGAGGAGGAAAGGUAGCAUCGAACGCAUUUGUGAAAGAACCUAUGAGGUGAAUGACGAAUCCCUGCAAGCGACCAGAGACGCGAUGGCCGAGAAACCCGAGAAAAGUGGAUUGGAUUUCGACUUUAACAGUGGUAGCACUAUUGAUGAAACCACGUGCUGUACUGGUGUAGUAGCUGCGGAUGUUCUCGUGUUGUUGGCCUCCAGUCAAGACCCGUCCACUCGUUUAGGAUGGAGUCGAGCAUUGGCGCAAAUCUUAGCUGACGUAUCUUCUCAUACCUCAUUCAUCGUGCAGGGCGGCGUGCUCAAACCCAUCAUCACUAUACUGGAAGAACUUGCGAAAGGAGGAGAGACGUCCAAGCAUGCCGGCGGCGCGUCGGUCCAAUUCGUCGAAGCUUUGGCUCUAGCGUGCUACUACGUUUCGACAGGAGGCGAGACGGAAAAAGCUACGGAACAAGGUAUCGGUGCUGCUUUGGUCAAUAUCGGAGAGUGCCUGAAGAUAGCUAUACAAUGUCAUGGGUCCGACGAUCAAGUGAAGCGGGACCGCGCGAAGUUGCGAGGUGGUUUGACCGGACCACCUGUGGAUGAUGAGGACCCUGCGGAAGAGAGAGUAUUAGGAGUGGUCGCCGAGGCGCUGGACAACCUGGCCGCGUGCGCGUCGCCGCCGUCGAUGGACCUGCUCGUGCAAGGUGGUAUGUUACCUUGCUUGACCAUGCUACUGCGGGGCGACGCUCUAGCGGUGCAGGCGACCUGUGCUACGGCCCUCGCAAAUGCAGCAUUCGCCAAGGAUGCUAUUUUUGCGGCGUUUGUGGAGGGUGGGGAUAACUCGCCGCUGACCGAUUUCAGUAAUGCGUUACGGCGCCACAUCUUCGAGCCGGAUCCCGAGAUGGACCCGUCGUCUCCCGAAUAUUUGGGUGCUGAUGUCGUGGGUGCGUGUGAUGCGGCCUUAGUCGGUGGGUGCUGCGCGGCUCUCGCGUCAUUGUCAUAUGAUAAGACAGCAAGGGCCCAAAUGCAAAAGGCCGGCGCACUAAGGGCUGUGUUGGAGAUCACCAAGACCUGUCCCGUCCAGAUUACUCCGGGGGACGAGGGCCACGUCAUUACGACGCGGUGCGCGACGACGCUCUGUAACGUCUCGUCGGACGAGGACGACGAACGACGCCUACAGUUAGUGGAGGACGGCAUCGUUGCUGCGUUGGGGCGGCUGUCCGAAAGCUACUCCGAGGACAUGCAGAAUGAUAUAGCAAGGUGCUUCUGUAACCUGGCUCAUGCUUCCGAGACGCCUUCCGCACUUGUGAAAAGUGGUGCUCUCCAGAUCCUGAUGCUCGUGGGCACGAUGCGGGCCUCCGCCGUCACGACGCGAAAAUGCGUCGCUCAAGCCCUGUGGAACAUCUGCACGCCUUCGACGCUCGAAGCGCUGAUCGCGUCGUCGUUGGCACCUCCGGCAGAAGAGGAAGAUAAGAAGAAGGCCCCGAAGGACAAGACGGACGCCAUGGCCUUCGCCCACGCCUUCGGCCUGCUGGCGGCGCAGGACGACGAGCAGACUUUAGAACUCGUGGCAGCUUUAUUUGCCGCGACGUGUAUGACGAGUGAAGGAAGGAAGAUGCUAGUGCUAGCGAAGAACAAGGUGUUGCACGGUGCCUAUACCUUGCUACGGUCGAAGACGCGCUCGACCCGUUUAACCGCCGGUCUGGCGGCUUGUAACUUGUUGCGGGACUCGGGAACGUCGAAAGACGCGGCUCGGACGGGAGCCUUACACGUCGUGCGCGUCCUGAGCGUCCAGGGUGAUGAUGCGGCGUCGUUGGCGUGCUGUGGCGCAUUAGCAGCGAUUACGGGGAGAGGCGACGAGGACCAGAUCAAACUAGUUGCCAGAGAUGGCGCGGCGCCCGUGCCGGUUCAUUUAGCUCUGACUCAUGAUGUGCUGGUUGCGAGGGCAGCGGUGCGAACGAUCGCGUGUCUCGCGAUCCAUGAAUGUUUGCGAGGUCCUCUGGUCAAAGCCGGCGCGCCGACGGCACUAGUUGGUGCAUGUUUACGGGACGCGAAGGACCGCGACGCAAAUGCGGACGCGGUGGCGCGGGGCAUGUUGUACCUGUCGGCGUCUCCGGAAUUAGUUCCGGACAUGGUCUCGCAACGAAGUGUCGCCGGUCUAGCUGUCCUCGGCAAGCACGUGGCACGACGAAGAUCUAAGGGAGACGCCAACGCGACAGCUAGAUUGGCAGAUGUGCCCAAAGCGGUCGUGGCCUGUCUUCGGAGGUUCGCCGCGGAUAGUUCCGUUCAUGAGCAGCUUGUCAAUGAUGGCGGCGCGGCUUGCGUCGCCCAACUUUGUAUUGGCCCCGGUAAUGAUAUAGAACACUGCGCAAGGGACGCGGCGGCCUUCUUCUGUGAUAUUGCAAGGACGGCGUCACUGGCGUCCGAUCUCGGGCGGGAUGCGUCAGGAGCCGCUCUACUCGCCCUAUCAUCACAAUCAUCUGUGAGUGACGAUCAAGCAGGCCAGUGGCGUGUACUAAGGGCGCUCUUUGAUUUGACGCAUUAUGAUCCUGCGAGGAGAGGCGAUCUUGUGAAUUCAGGCUGCUGUCUGGCCGUCGAAAAGCUCUCGACGACGGCCAACGUCCAAGCGAGGCAGUGCGCCGCGGCGUGUUUGUGCUACCUGAGCGAGCAUAAACCGUCAAGAUCAAGAAUGGUCUCGGACGGCGCGGUGGACGCGCUCGUACGAGCCGCGGAAGAUACGCGAGCGAACGACGUCACGAAGCACUGGUGCGCCGUGGCACUGGCGAAUUUGAGUGCAGAAACCGAGGUGAGCAAGGGCGACGUCGCAGCUUUACUCAACGUUACUUUCAGUGAAGUCACGUCAUCUCCAGUCAAAUCGAAUUCCGUGUCGUCGUCGGAGGAGGCUCCCUUCUCGCCGUCCGGCACAUUGACCCGAAAAAUGACGACGCGCGUCAAGGCCGUCUUACACGGCGUCGGCGAGGCCUCGGCGUCGACCAAUGAACUGAUGAAAGGGAGUGGCAAUUUACUUGAUGCUUCUCCUUUGACUCCUGAUUGGUCAAUAUUGUCAGGAGAGGGCCACGCGGCGUUCGUCGCGGCGACCUUGGCACAGGCGCCCGCGGCGCACCACGACGCUUUACCUCCGCGCAAGUCCGCGGGCGUCGCCGAGGCCGCGCGCGUCACUGCGAAAGUGGAAGGAGUCGACCCGCCGCGGGUGGUGCAUGACUUCACCGAGUGCGCCGCGUUGGAGGACUCCGUGCCGCUCGAGGACUUCGCCGCCGACGACGUGCUCCACGUGGGCUUUCCCAAGCUGCAGGAUCCGCCGCCGCUGGAUCCGCCGUCUGAGUAAUGGAGUACGGUAGUAGU
Molecule: messenger RNA, 4992 nt
Organism: Pelagomonas calceolata
Lineage: Eukaryota; Pelagophyceae; Pelagomonadales; Pelagomonadaceae
Source: the annotation of a GenBank genome assembly